AUGACCUCGGACUCGACCGUACAUCGCCCGACCGAGUCUCUCAUUCUCCCCAAUAAACGACGAUUCAUCCCAUUCCGCAUUCCUAACUUCCACACCCAACUACGCCACUAUAUCAGCACCGCCGAUCCGGAUCGCAUCUAUGUCGUGGUCGAACGAGUCGUCUAUGCGAUUCAUAUCGCUGCGCAAAAGAGGGAGAGCAUAGCGGUCAUUCCGUUCGAGCCGCGAUGCUUGGCGGCUGGAUAUGGGUGGAUCGCUGUGGGGGGCCCCGAGAAUGGUGAAUGCGCCUUUAUCAGAACCGAUGAGAGAGGUCUACAAUUGCAUGGAGAACCAUCUACCCACCAGCCCUCCGAUGUGGACAGUCCGCUUCCACUCGAUCUCGACCCACCGUCUGGGCUGCCAUCCCCAGACACCACGAGUGGUGGGACGACAUCCUCACGUCGGGCGCCUCGGAGGAUGAUGCCGGAGUUUGAGCUGCACAAAUUCGGAGGCAGUAUUGUUAACUCGGUGACGAUCCACCACUUCCCUGGAGAUCGCGAGGGAAUCUCGGCCGAGGUUGUGGUGGUCCUCAGCAACAACGACCGAACCGUUACCGUCUACUCGUUGACACGUGCGAAGGUGUUGAAGGUCCUUCACCAUCCGACUUGCAUGAAUUAUGCAAUCAUCUCUCCGGACCAUAAAAUCCUCGCAGCAGUAGGUGACGAGAACCGCGCUUACUUCUACGACGUGACUCGUGACUGGGAAUCGCUGGUGACCGUCGAAUCGGGUGGAAAGGUUGGGGGCUGGGAGUGGGAGCUGUUGCGCUGCAUUGAAAUGGAUAUCGGUCCGCGGUCGGACGAUGCCUGCUGCUUCACCAUUGCAUUCUCUCCAUCCAGUCACCUAUGCGCGAUCGGCUCCCAGUCCGGAAUCAUCACUGUGCUAGACAUGGAUCGCAUUCGUGCGAUGGACAACGAGGAGCCUGUGAUCUGCCAAUUUACAGCCUCCAGAUCCUGUACCGAGGGCGGUGCGGUGCGAUGCAUGACCUUCUCUCCCGAGCCCUGGGAUCUUUUGGUCUGGCUGGAAGGCCAUGGCCGAGCCGGGGUCGCCGAUGUUCGCCAAUCAUACUUGCGGAGGCAGAUAUUGAACCUGAACGCCGAUGACCCCCAGAUGCAAGAGGUUCGCACUGUACCUCUGGCCACAAGCUUUGAUGAUGGCCUUUCAGAUGACGACUUGGAAAUCACAACGCGACUUGGAUUUGAUGUUGAGGAUCUCGCGCACGGUCGAGAAGGAGAAGGCACAGGACGCCUUCCAUCGCGCGAGAGCCUGCUCCAUGACCUGACAGCACGCGAGAGAUUGAUCAUGCAGUUUCUCAACACUGCGCGCUGGAAUGCACGAGAGGAAAUGGGUCUGACUGAACGACCGGAACCGCCCUCGAGAGCAAGUCUCCAUCCACACCAUGCAGCUCAUAGCCGCCAUCACAGUACCGCGGAGGAUCUCGGAAAUGGAUACCGAUAUAUGUCUCCGGCACCCUUAUCCGAGUCCCCAGAUAACACUCAAGACAGCCAUCCAAGCCGACCCAGUGCUACUCACCUUUCGCCCCGGAGUGAGCGCCGGAGUUCGCUGGUGCUGUCACAAAGCAGUCGGCCAACUGAAGCGGAUGCGUCAACUCAUGAACACCAGCCCAGCGUCACUCUCAACUGGACCUCCAGCUCGCGUUCGGAUCUUUCCGCGGAUAUUCUAAAUCGGUUCAGCGCUGAUACCGAUUUUGUCUUACAAGAAAUGGAAGCCCGCGGUAUGGCUCCUCCGCAACCACCAGAGCCGAUCGCUCCAUCUAGCCUUGAUCUCCGUCGUUCACGACCGCCACGAUCCAGCUCUAUUCCCCGUCGUGUGGACAGGCCGCAAUCCGGACAACCUGGCCCCGAGAGAAGAUAUGAUUCUUCACGACUCUCCAAUUAUGAGAUCAGAGCCAAUGUUGCCGCGGAGCGUCUCCGACGUCAACGUCAGAUUGCAAACGAGGUGCACAAUCGGUCUAUUGCGGAACGGGGGCACAGAGAACAGCGAGCUCGCCAUCAAAUGGUUGGAUUUGAACAGACCCAUUCCCCUCGAUGGAUUCGCAAUAUCAUCAAUGAUCUCCCUGACCGAAGUUUCAUUCAUGGCCCUGGAGCCGAAGAACCAGACGCUACAGCCGGAGUUGGCUGGGGCGCUGAUGGAAGGACCUUGUACAUUGCAACCCUGGAGGGAAUCUUCGAGUUCCAACUAAAUGUUCACGACCGCAAAACCUUCCCCAUCUUUUCAUACCGCUAA
Messenger RNA from Penicillium daleae, 2280 nucleotides. RefSeq lists its product as uncharacterized. Bases 1 to 2280 code for a protein of 759 amino acids. Lineage: Eukaryota; Fungi; Ascomycota; Eurotiomycetes; Eurotiales; Aspergillaceae. The record is from RefSeq and is a predicted model, not a curated record. The transcript has 5 exons. Gene Ontology annotation, molecular function: protein binding.